This is a messenger RNA of Camponotus floridanus (Florida carpenter ant), 4507 nucleotides long. It is a transcript of the gene kcc, whose product is annotated as solute carrier family 12 member 6. The transcript is spliced from 14 exons. Gene Ontology annotation, cellular component: membrane. The record is from RefSeq and is a predicted model, not a curated record. The coding region runs from base 727 to 4080 and encodes 1117 amino acids. Lineage: Eukaryota; Metazoa; Arthropoda; Insecta; Hymenoptera; Formicidae. Gene Ontology annotation, molecular function: potassium:chloride symporter activity. Gene Ontology annotation, biological process: cell volume homeostasis; potassium ion homeostasis; chloride transmembrane transport.
CAGAGGCCAACCCCUGAGACACCCGACGCGAAACGCGAAAAACCACUUGUGCGUGUGUCGAUCCUGCUCGUCGCGUCGUCGCUUCCCUUCUUCGAUCGCUCGUCCGACAAUCCGUUCUGGUUCUCGCCGCGAUUCUCGUCCCCUUCGACGAGAGAGAGGCCUCUCCUCGUGUCUGUCCGACCGUCUUCUCUUCUCCGACUCUUUCUACUUUUGUCUGCCCUCGCCCGGAACUCGUCCCGCCCGAGAGGGCGACAUUCGCCGGAUCGAAAGUGAUCUAUGCCGAUCGCGGGCGAGAUAUAAAUCGUCGUGAGGUGUAGCGUCGAUACGACAAACGGAGUGUAAUAUGUUUAAACUGGUCGCGAGGGAAAGUAACGUUCGAUUUUGUCCGAUCGUGACGCGAAGAAUUAAUCGUACGAUCAAUCCGGACGAUUUUUCGCGAUUUAAGACUGAAGAUCUGCUGAGAGUUUAAUCGGCGUUGCUCCAGAACGAAUCCGAAGGGGAAAAAAGAGCGAAUCUUCUUCAGUCGAGAUUCUUCCCCCUUCCCUCCUUUUUUCGCGCGCGAAAUCCGCGCCGGCAUAAAAAUAGAAACUGUCAUUCGAUAAAUCGAUUUCGCAUUGCCGAGACUACCGUUUGAGGAAACUGUGAAUGUAUAGUAAAACAUUGUUUCCCGGUUGUGCGUGUGUGCACGUGUGAAAGUACUAUCUACGUGAGCUGCAGUAGAACAUCAUGAGUGCAUCCGGCGCCAUUCCCCUGAUCCUGGCGAAGAAGGAGCAGAUCGUCGAAGGCGAUGGAGGCGGUGCAGGCGGAGAUGGCGAUCCUAUUGUCGGCAGCACUAAUUCCGAGAAAAAAUCAGGAUAUGAGACCAAUCUGUACCUCUACAGUGAGGAGAUGGAGGAUCGGCCGCGGAUCUCGACAUUGCUCAACAGCUUGGCCAACUAUAGCAACACGAUUCCGGCUGCGACUGACCCUGAUAGCAAACCGGCACCAGCUGCUGGGGGUGGAGCGCGAAUGGGUACCCUCAUAGGCGUCUAUCUGCCAUGUAUCCAAAAUAUCUUUGGCGUAAUCCUCUUUAUCCGAUUAACAUGGGUAGUUGGUACGGCUGGCGCUAUUCAAGGUUUCUUCAUCGUCCUUUGCUGCUGUUGCGUAACGAUGCUGACGGCGAUCAGCAUGAGUGCCAUCGCCACCAAUGGCGUGGUACCAGCCGGUGGUUCCUAUUUCAUGAUAUCGAGAAGCUUAGGCCCGGAAUUCGGCGGUGCCGUAGGUAUGCUGUUUUACACCGGUACUACUUUGGCUGCUGCGAUGUACAUCAUCGGUGCGGUUGAAAUCGUCCUCACUUACAUGGCACCGUCACUCAGCAUAUUCGGUGACUUUACGAAGGAUGCUAGUAUAAUGUACAACAACUUCCGGGUAUAUGGCACUGGCCUGCUUCUGAUAAUGGGAACAAUUGUCUUCGUUGGCGUAAAGUUCGUUAACAAGUUCGCUACAGUGGCACUGGCCUGCGUCAUUCUCUCCAUCGUUGCUGUUUACGUGGGACUCUUCGUGAACUUUAACGGCAACGAAUCUCUGAAAAUGUGCAUACUCGGCAGAAGACUAUUAAAGGACAUCAACAUUCUAGCGGAUUGCAAUAAAAACGUUAGCGGCGUCUUACAUGGCAUGUAUUGCGGUAACAACACCCGUAGUAAAUGUGAUCCGUAUUACACCGAGAACAACGUUACUAUUGUCAACGGUAUUCGUGGCUUGGCCAGUGGCGUCUUCUUGGAGAACAUAUGGGACAAUUUUCAAGAGGAGGGCCAAUUAAUCUCAUACGGGUCCGAUCCGAAGGACAUGGAUGUCCUGUCAGGUUCGAGCUACAAUCAGAUUCAAGUCGAUCUCACCACGACCUUUACCAUUCUCAUCGGUAUAUUCUUUCCUUCCGUAACAGGAAUCAUGGCGGGCUCCAAUCGAUCCGGUGAUUUAGCUGAUGCCCAGAAAUCCAUCCCAAUUGGCACAAUCUGCGCGAUUCUGACGACUUCUACCGUCUAUCUGUCUAGCGUCUUACUCUUUGCCGGGACCGUUGACAACUUGCUACUACGCGACAAGUUUGGUCAAAGUAUCGGCGGCAAGCUAGUAGUGGCAAAUAUGGCGUGGCCGAAUCAAUGGGUGAUUCUGAUCGGUUCUUUCUUGUCCACUUUGGGCGCCGGCCUACAAUCAUUGACGGGAGCGCCACGACUGCUACAGGCGAUUGCUAAGGACGGCAUCAUUCCUUUCCUGACGCCGUUUGCCACCAGCUCCAGUCGGGGCGAACCUACGCGUGCCCUAAUACUCACCAUAUUGAUCUGCCAAUGUGGUAUCCUACUCGGCAACGUAGACUACCUGGCACCGUUGCUGUCCAUGUUCUUCCUCAUGUGCUACGGCUUUGUAAACCUCGCCUGCGCACUGCAGACCCUGCUGCGCACGCCCAAUUGGCGACCGCGCUUCAAGUAUUAUCACUGGAGUUUGUCGUUCCUUGGUUUAUCACUCUGCAUUGCUAUCAUGUUCAUGACCAGUUGGUACUACGCAUUGCUAGCGAUGGGUAUGGCCGGCUGUAUUUACAAAUAUAUCGAAUAUCGCGGCGCUGAAAAGGAGUGGGGCGAUGGUAUUCGCGGUCUGGCGCUAUCUGCCGCUAGAUAUUCGCUGCUUAGACUCGAGGAGGGCCCACCGCACACGAAGAACUGGCGCCCGCAGAUCCUAAUCCUCGCCAAACUCACUGAUGAUCUGGUGCCCAAGUAUCGCAAACUUUUUGCCUUUGCUAGCCAGCUAAAGGCCGGCAAAGGUCUCACCAUCAGUGUCAGCUGCAUUGCCGGCGAUUAUACACAGAACUCGGGCGAAGCAUUGGCAGCCAAACAGAGCUUGAAAAAGACCGCGUCUGAAGAAAAAGUUAAGGGUUUUGUCGACGUUCUCGUGGCAAAGAAUGCCGUCGAUGGCCUAAGCUCGCUGAUACAAAUUACCGGGUUAGGCGGAUUGAAGCCUAACACAGUGAUAUUGGGUUGGCCAUACGGUUGGCGGCAAUCAGAGGAAGAGAGAACCUGGCGAGUCUUCCUGCAAACCGUGAGAAGCGUCCAGGCUGCCAAGAUGGCGUUAUUAGUACCCAAGGGCAUCAACUUUUUCCCAGAUUCCAGCGAGAAGAUAAUCGGCAAUAUCGAUGUUUGGUGGAUAGUACACGAUGGCGGUCUACUGAUGCUACUACCGUUCUUAUUGAAGCAGCAUCGCACCUGGAAAAACUGCAAGAUGAGGAUUUUCACAGUCGCGCAGAUGGAAGAUAAUUCCAUACAGAUGAAGAAAGAUCUGAAGAAAUUUCUGUACGACCUGAGAAUCGAAGCAGAAGUCGAAAUCGUCGAGAUGACGAAUACCGAUAUUUCUGCGUACACGUACGAACGUACCCUAAUCAUGGAGCAGAGGAAUCAGAUGUUACGCGAGCUACAAUUGAACAAGAAACAGUCGCUAGGAGUGGUGCAGUCAUUGGUGGACUUCAACGAGGUACCAGCCGAGGAAAAAUUACCUCUGGUGCAGGCAAUCGUGGACCACCAUCAUAACAUCGACGCCAAAAUACCGACGAAGGUGAGAUUCCAGGAGCCGGGUAACCAAAAUGUAACCGACGACACGAAGGAGAAAUUGAUGCAGGAAACCGAAUUGAACAAUAAAGAACCGGAUGUCGCCGAGGAGGCGAACGAAAAAGAAGAGGCUAAGGAAAACAAUGAUGAAGAAACAAAAGUUACCGGCGGUUCGCCCAAGACGGAGAACAAGGAGAAUACAGAGAGGGAGGAGAAAGAGUGUAAUGCGCAAGAGAACAAGAGUCAGAGUCCGGAAGUUAAGAAACCCACGAUUACACCCGACGAGGGUGAUGUAAGGCGUAUGCACACUUCGUUGAAAUUGAAUGAGGUAAUCCGAAAGAUGAGUAGCGAAGCUCAGCUGGUUAUUUUGAAUCUUCCUGGUCCGCCAAGGGACACCAAGAUGGAACGUGAAUCUAACUAUAUGGAAUUCCUCGAGGUGCUUACCGAAGGCUUGGAAAGGGUACUGAUGGUGCGGGGUAGCGGACGGGAAGUGAUCACCAUCUAUUCGUGAACUAAAGUGAUGGGAAUUGAUGCCGCUGUCUUGCGAAAGCAGAGCUCUAGUUUAUUUUUCAGUGACCUAAACGACACCUUCUUCAGGAACACGCCGUUCUUGUGCCAUUGUCUGUGCAGUCACUUGCGUCGCGCGCUCUGAAAGUCAUUAAGGGAAGAGAGAUGAUGAUAACUGACAAGGACGAUGGCGGUCGUCCGUCUAUGUCGGACACGAAGCUUCAUUGAAGCCGGCUUAUCGCGCGAACUGGGACGACCGAUCGUCGUUCGAUGAUGAAACGAAACCAAAAAAAAAAAAAAAAAAAAAAACACAUGACGAUACCAAAGGAUAAGUUUCUUUUAAAUGGAUUUCUGAACGCGUCGGUUUAUGUGUCAGACAUAUACAUGUCAGGGUCGCAGCGAGGACUAUUCAGUUUCAAAUUCAGACAGCC